CUCUCCUGUCUACCCUACCCGGUCCAGGCCCUGGAGUUUUCUUGCCUCCAGGCCUGACCUGUCCUCGGAGCCAGGCACAGGAAGGGAGACAGGCAGGCUCCUGGGGCUUGCUGGGAAUUGCUCCCAGUUCCGUGGGAGAGAGGCCACCCCCCCAGCACCCCCUGAGGGGCAGACAAGCCCCUGGGGAAGUCUGGGGGUGCAGGGUCAGGGAGGCGGGAACCCCCCAGGACCCCAUCCCACCAUCUCUGACCUCUCUGGCUACCUGGUUCCUCACCCCAGCUUCUCCACGGCCCCAGGAAGGAGGGCCUGGAUCUGCCAGCCCCUCUCUCAGGAUCUCCCCACUUCUGGGCCCACCUCCCAGCCAUAAGGAGCCCCCUAGACACAGGGGUGGACAGAAGCCAUGUGGGCAGCCCGAGAGACACACAGGGGUCCCUGGGUUGGCAGGGCUGCCUGGCUACGGACAGGCCCUUUGGGGCCCCAGCCCCUGGCCAGCCUUUGGAGGAACAGCCGACGGCUCCCGCCCUCCAGGGUGUCCCUUCUGGGCUCUUACCUUAUCCUUGGGGUCCCUUUUAGUACCAAGGGCCUUUCUGUCCCCUCUACUCCUCUGCACAGAUCCUGGGGCGUUAGUCACAGUGUGAUAAUGGCAGUGAUUCCCGGUACGGAUGACGGAGAGGUGGCUCACGACCAUGCUCCCUCUGUGUUCUCCCAGCCCUGGGGGGUGAGGAUGGGAAAGCUCUGGCUUAUUUGGAGGAGGUCUUGUCAUCGAACUCACUCUAGGGUGGGAGUACAGGUGAAGGCCUCUGGCUCCCACCCAGCCCUGAGCUUCAUGUGCAUUUGGAGGCGUAAGGGGUGGGCUGGUGGCUGGUGCCCGAGACCCUCCUUCCCACCAGACCUUCCUUCCCAGCCUCUGAGGGAGACCGGCCUGUGGCCGUCACCUGCCUGGUGCCAGGCCUUCCUUCCCAGCUGCUGAGGGAGAGUGGCCUGUGGCCAUUGCUUGCCUGGUGCCAGGCCGUUUUAGGAGAUCCUCAAUCCUGUCAGCCAGGACUAUCCCUACUUUAUGGACAAGGAGAGAUGGCUCAUGAGAUUACACAGGCCCGCUCAGAGGCCUAACCAGCAAGCUUGGGGGCCAGGUCGGCCCCUACUGCCUGGACCCCAGCCCGGCUCCUUGGCUGAGCCCGGCUGCCCGGUGACUCAGACCCGCAGAGUCUGCUGAGCGGGCGAGGGCCAGGGCGGGGUGCCAGCAGGUAUAAGGCAGCCGGCCAGGCGCCGACAGCCCGACCUCACCAGGAGAAGAUGCAGCUCCACACUGGGCUCCUGCUGGCUGCCGUCCUGAGCCUGCAGCUGGCUGCCGCGGAAGCCAUAUGGUGUCACCAGUGCAUGGGCUUUGGAGGGUGCUCCCGUGCGUCCAGAUGCCUGAGGGACUCCACCCACUGCGUCACCACUGCCACCCGGGUCCUCAGCAACACCGAGGAUUUGCCUCUGGUCACCAAGAUGUGCCACGUAGGCUGCCCCGAUAUUCCCAGCCUGGGCGUGGGCCCCUACGUAUCCAUCGCUUGCUGCCAGACCAGCCUCUGCAACCAUGACUGACGGCCGUCCUCCUCCAGGCCCCCGGACACUCAGCCCCCACGGCCCCCACAGCCUGGCGCCAGGGCUCACGGCCGCCCCUCCCUCGAGCCUGGCCAGCCCAUAUCUUCGGGCCUCUGCAGCCACCAUCCAGCAUCACUUGUCCUAGGGAAGUCCUGCGUGGAGUCUUGCCUAAAUCUGCUGCUAUCCAAGCCUGGGGCCCGUCCUGCCUGCCACCCCUUCAGGUCCCGACCUCCCCACAAUAAAAUGUGAUUGGAUCAUAUGGCACAAGCUA
Messenger RNA from Nomascus leucogenys (northern white-cheeked gibbon), 1858 nucleotides. RefSeq names its product secreted LY6/PLAUR domain containing 2 (gene SLURP2). Gene Ontology annotation, molecular function: acetylcholine receptor inhibitor activity. The record is from RefSeq and is a predicted model, not a curated record. NCBI's taxonomy places the organism in Eukaryota, Metazoa, Chordata, Mammalia, Primates, Hylobatidae.